AGAGCAUUCUUGAGAAAAGUCGAAGAGAUUGAAAUCAGCUCCAAGAAGUGACAGCACAUCGAGUGCUGAAUGUCCUUUAAUUGCUGGAAACUCAGUCCCGGCAAAAAUGUUGUGUUCAAGGCUAAUCAAGAGAUCCCAUGUCUCGCUGUAUCUUAAGAAUUUGCAGCAAUUGUCCCCUGAAUCCAGGUGCCUUUUUAAUGUUACAGAAGGGUCAAGCAAGACGUUCACUAAUUCUAUUAAUGGAUUCCCGCGAAAUUUAUCUUGCAAUAUAUGGCCCUCAAAUUUUCUGAGGCAAUUUAGUACGAAGUCUCUAUAUCAGAUUCACCGUUCUUCAGCUUUGGUUGCAAAGAAUGGGAGUAGGUCAUGUGCUCUGCCUGGUUUUCGACAGUUCUCAUCCUUUCAUGUGUCCAGAGAACAGAAAUCACGAAAGAUGCUCUUAUAUUUAAGUGCUUUGGUUGUUGCAAUGGUUGGAAGUAGUUAUGCUGCAGUUCCCUUAUACAGGAGAUUUUGUCAAGCAACUGGCUACGGAGGCACUGUUCAGCGGCGUGAGACUGUUGAAGAGAAAAUUGCUCGACAUGAUAGAGACAAUACAGUCACUACAAGGGAAAUUGCGGUGCAGUUCAAUGCUGAUGUUGCUGAUGGUAUGCCAUGGAAGUUUACUCCUACUCAGAGAGAGGUUAGGGUCAAGCCCGGAGAAAGUGCCCUUGCAUUUUAUACAGCCGAAAACAAAAGCUCGACUCCAAUUGUUGGCGUUUCUACAUAUAAUGUUACUCCUAUGAAGGCUGGAGUUUACUUCAAUAAAAUACAAUGUUUUUGCUUUGAGGAGCAGCGACUCCUUCCUGGCGAGCAGAUUGACAUGCCUGUAUUCUUUUAUAUCGACCCGGAGUUUGAGUCAGAUCCUAGAAUGGAUGGUAUCAACAACAUCAUAUUAUCCUAUACCUUCUUCAAGGUCUCAGAAGAAUAAGAGCAACUCAAAGAAUUGUUGCAUGAAGUUAUAAUAGCAGCUCAAAGUCAAAGAUCAAACGAUGAUUAGCACAUUCAUAACGAUUAAAUUAUGGAAGCCUUUCUUGUCUUGUCUUGUCUCAUACCAAUUUUUUUAAACUUCGGUUUCAAUAACAACAAAGCAUGCUUACAUGUUAGAGCUUAUCUACAGUAUUUGUAUGCCACGAAAGAAAAGAAAAGUGGAAGUUUUUUAGCACAUAAAGUUAUUCACCCAUGGAGCUGGAUAUUAUUUCUACUUAACUCAUUUAUGCUUUCAAUCAGGCUA
Molecule: messenger RNA, 1267 nt
Organism: Neltuma alba
Lineage: Eukaryota; Viridiplantae; Streptophyta; Magnoliopsida; Fabales; Fabaceae
Product: cytochrome c oxidase assembly protein COX11, mitochondrial
Exons: 8
Coding region: 107-964 (285 amino acids)
Cellular component (GO): mitochondrial inner membrane
Molecular function (GO): copper ion binding
Source: RefSeq, a predicted model, not a curated record